AUGGCGCCAAACGAAAUGGAAAGGAGAAAAGUACUUGCUUGGUUUUUUUAUACGCGCAUGAAAGAGAAAAGAAAAACGAUUGCAAAUUAUAAUGGUAAACCUGUAUGUGUACCAUGGUUAAGGUCUAUAAAACGGCGAAAAAUGGAAAAUUUACAAGCUAUUUUAGCUGGUGCUUUUUAUCCACGUAUUAGGGAAGUUUGGAUGCGUCCUCGAUCUUCUGCUUGGUUUGAAAUGGUAGAAACUUACUUCACGGAUGACCAAUGGUAUGAUAACUUUAGAGUGACUAAAGGUACCUUUGCAUUCAUUUUAAGUAAGAUCAACUUAGACAUAUCACAUAAGGACACGGUCAUGCGAAAUGCUGUACCUGCGAAGCGUCGCCUAGCCAUCACAUUAUACUUCCUUGCAUCAACAGCAGAGUACAAAACAAUUGCUAACUUGUUUGGAGUUUCUGCUGCUUUUGUAUGUAUUUGUGUAAAGGAGGUGUGUCAUGCUGUCCGGAAACGUUUGCCAACUGUAGUCAGCUUUCCAGAAGGAGAAAAUCUACUCCAAAUUAUCAGGCGCUAUGAAGAGAAAUGGGGAUUUCCUAUGUGUGCUGGUGCUAUAGACGGUACCCACAUCCCUGUAUUGGCACCUUCACAAAGCCACAUAGAUUAUGUCAACCGCAAAGGCCAACAUAGCAUUGUCAUGCAAGCUAUUGUUGAUUGUUAUUAUUUAUUCAGAGAUAUAGUUGUAGGAUGGCCAGGUAGUGUGCAUGAUGCACAUGUUUUGUCUAAUUCAAGCAUAUUUGAGAAGGCAAAUUCUAACAAAUUGUUUCAAGGGAUACCGAGCAAAUUAAUAGGUGACCAAAACAUCCAUCCCCUUAUUAUUGGAGAUCCAGCAUACCCACUACUGUCAUGGCUAAUGAAGCCCUAUCCUGAAAAUGCAAACACUCCCAGGAUUGAGAGAGUAUUUAACUACAGAUUAAGUUGUGCACGAAUGACUGCAGAAAACACUUUUGGUCGAUGGAAAGGGAGAUUUAUUAGGUUCACAAAGAGAGUGGACAUUGAAGUGUCAUGUCUGGGUAGUAUCGUUGCAGCAUCUUGUAUCUUGCACAACAUAUGUGAGGUACAGAACAAUGCAUUUCUUCCUCACUGGGAAUUAGAACAUGUCCAUGAUGAACCAGUCAUGUCUGUUAAUGAUCAUAAUGCAAAUGAUGCUGUUGACAUUCGAGAUUGUUUGGCACAGUACUUUAUCUUACACCCAUACUAG
Molecule: messenger RNA, 1248 nt
Organism: Paramuricea clavata
Lineage: Eukaryota; Metazoa; Cnidaria; Anthozoa; Malacalcyonacea; Plexauridae
Source: the annotation of a GenBank genome assembly